CGUGACCCUCGAGGCUGAUAUCAAUGGAACUCGAGUCAUCAGUGAAACUUCUGUGAUAUCUUGUACACAAAUGAUCUCACUUUGUGCGGCUUCAACCGAUCUGAGCGCCUAGGAGUUUUCCUUAUCAGCGGCCAAAUUUCACCAUCAGUGCUCUUCUCUCAUCCCAUUGAUCCCAUCAACAUGGCUCAAUACUCAACAGCGAAACGUCUUUCAACAGAUCAAUCAAGUCUGGGCUAUAUAGUCAAUCAUGUGUUUCUUCCUCUCAAGCUGCCGCAAGGGAGUGACCAUUCCCUUGAUAACGACCUUGCUUUAUCUCAGGCAGUAUUUGAUGCUGCUCUCGCCUUUAGUGACCAGCUGCCGUCCAAUGAGUUUCUGCUUUGGACGAGCACCUUGAAAAUGCUUCGCAAUCUCAAAGAUUCAAUCAGAUUUAACGUGAUGUCUGCAAAGGAAAUUGAAUCUCAGAUCAAUGCUAUGGACAACAAAGAUGUCCUUGUGUAUAUGAUUCGGGCGCAAAACGCUGCGGUGGUCAUGAGAAGGCUCGAAUCCGAGACCAUAUUCGAAUCAUUCGAGGUCUCUCCUGACCCCACCGCAGUGAUGGGCGCAAAGGGAAAGCUGAUCUGUUCAUAUCCUGGACCUGCUAUCGCAGUCCCAGAUACGAUUACCAAUGAUGCUACCUUUUCUGCUGAGCUGGCGAAUUUUCUCGUCCACAUGGAUCAAGAUGUCCUUGACGCGGCGCCAACGAGGAAAAAAGCCAGAUCCACUGUUGUCGAAGAGAGGGACACAACACAUCCUCGUUACAUCACAGAACUCCUGACCGGUAUACUGCGUGGCCUCGGGAGCAUUGCUGAUGUUCCCCGCAUCCGCAAGCGCAUCGGAGAUGAUGUGCUGUGGGACAGCGCGAAAUUGCCGUGGAGGCGGUCUCCACUUUGGCUUGUCAUUCGCGUUGCCUUACAGACGACUCUGGAGCGCAGUGCUCUCGGACGAACGACAUAUAAAUCGUUCAUGUUGUUCUUCAUGGCGAGGCUCACGACCCUCGUCGUUGAACAUGGCUUUUCAAACGACAUCUUACAUUUCACGUCAACAAAGAUUGCACGCCGUCUUUUCAAGCUUGGAUCCUCAGCUUCUCCGGAGUUAUCGCAGAUAGCCAGCAUUGUCACCAGGGAUGUAAGGAGUCUCAUGGAGGAAAGAUGGACAUCAGUUCAAUACGCGCAGCGGGCCUCGCCUCCUUGGGCCCCCCAGAACCUCCGGGUCUUGCGAGACACCCAUCUUUCCUUGAACACAAGCCGAGAGUACAUACACCAAGCUUUACAGAACCAGCAUUCGUCCCCUAAACCACCCCCAUUCAACCCCAGCCAUCACGUGCGCGGGUCAAUCGACGAUUUCCUUGACGCUGAUGCGAGCUUCCUGAUAGCCGCUCAUGAUGCAGAACCGUCUCUUGCCCUCGCAGACUUCGAGACUGCCAUUGGGUCAGGGAUUGACGACUGGGUAGCAUGUGUGUCUUAUCAGAACAUCGAUGCCAAAUGCGUCUCGAUUGAGGCGUGCGCUUCUGCGUACUCCUCGAAAGCGUUGAAGGCUUACAGUGGAAACCCAGAGAAUUUGUCGAUCAUGCUUCUCACACUUUUCGAGCUCUGGGUGGCCAUCGAUAAGCUCGCUGUUCGCCAAAUCCCACUCCUGGCAGAAUACUCCCCUGAAAUUCCAUUGGUCCUCUGGGAGUGUCUUUUAAUCCGCAAAGCUUCUACCCUUGAUCGUUACAAGAAAUUGCACACCUACCUGAAAGCUCGUCACUGCCAGGCUUCCAGCUGUCUGUCGGCGUUCUCGUUUACCAACGAUAGCAAGUCGUUCGCGGCGCGAUAUUUUUGCCGGUCACCAAAGCUGCAGAGUUUGAAGGCUCGCAUCGAAGCAGAUGGUCAGAAACAGCGGACCAAGAAGUUGACUGAGCUUCGGACCCUCAACAAGAGGUACAGUGACUUGGAGAAGCGCGAAGCACGCUUAUCGCACGAAUACGGUGUUAACUCCCGCGGCUGGGAAUACCACAAGAAACACCAAUGUCAAUUAUGUCGCGUGGAGAAGGAGAUGCGAUCCAUUACGAUUGCAGUUCACGAGUGGCCGCUACCAGAGCGUGAACAGGAGGCGAUCUUAGUCGUAUUUGAGCUAGCGUGCCCAAUUGCGUUCGACAUGUGGAGAUGUAUGACAUUCCAUAUCUUCGUUGAUAUCUGCGCUCCAGAAAAGACACCGCGCACCCACCCCUUCAUGACACUGCCGAAAUAUGAUGCCUUGCAGCAAUAUCGCACGUGUCAUUCAAGACAGAGGCUGACUUUGGCGUCGGAUGCCAAACCCUUUACCAAAUGUCAUUAUAGUAACACUCGCAUUCCCACGGAGGAUGUUGACAGCGUCUGCGUUAACAAUGGACUCAAAUUUCGGCCUUUCGAUACAAUCACAGGUGCAUGGGCGGCAGACGUGCUGCUGCGUUGCAAUGCUAGCAAGCUCUGCACUUUCCUCCUUCCCAAGGGACCAUACAAUGCUUUGCAGUCGUACGUUGCAGGAACAUCGCAUACAUCAAACGAGGUCAUAGCCAAUCAGGCAGAUUGUCACAAGGACAUGACUAUCCACGAGUUCCUCGCAUUCGGAGCCUUGCGGAGUGGACCCCAUCUACAGUGGAUGAAUGUGCUACGAGAGCUCCGAGCGAGGACACUCAAUUUUCGACGUGAGGAAGUCCAUAUACUGUUAGCGCAAACUGUCUCACAGGUCGGCCCAUUUUCGUCCGACGACGACCUUGUUUGGCACGAGGAGCUGAGAAGCGUGCCCUUCCUGAGUACAUUACUUGGAGAGCUGGAGGAUUUGAUGGCGAGCGUUGAAAGAAAUUGGCUGGAAUGUGUCACGAUCAGCACCAUCAUCAUGCUCGUGUGCCAUGUCUUGUCCUCGACCCAGGAAGAAAGCAUCAAAAGUCGCGGAUAUUCACUCCUUCGAAGAAUACGAACUGCGACAUUUAUGUUGCUGACGCAGCUAUCAGGGAAAAUGCAAGCUAGCAAUGACGAGACGGUCAGCCGAGAACUACAAGGGCGCGUUCGCGAUAUGGCAGUCACCUGUCGAAGCACCUUCGAUGUCGACGGAGAUACUUCACUGCUCCUGACGUCGAACGAUGACAUCAAGAUAUUUGCAUACUGUGCGGUCAUGGUCUAUGACAACACUCCAAGCCAACUGUGCGAUCUUCCCCAACAUUCUAAGCUACUGCUGGAGCGGGACAUGAGAUGCUGUCACACAUUAGAACCCGCUAUUCGUCAAUACGCAGAGUUGCACAAGGAGGGUCUUGAUUGCGCUAUGGCAGUGAUAUGGGGCAGCUACCGACCAGGAACUCCUUGGAGGGCACUGCCGGCUCCGAAUUCUCGCUGGCUUGUGGCGCAGACUGCACCUUCAAGUUCGCAAUCACCACAAGACGUGCAUUUCAAUUUGAUAAGUGGAUGCUUGCUUGUCGGCGGGACGCAGCUGGGUAGGCUCCCUUCAAAGAUUGUGCAACAUCCCACGUACCGAUCGAUUUUCGGCGAUCAAAUUCUUGACAUUGUUCCAGCUGAUAUUCCUGGAAUGGAGUACGCGACGCGCGGAAAUCUCUGUGACCAUCAGGUGUCUUUCGCUCUCCGUGACUCAAACGAUCUCAUCAUCCGUGCAAAGCAUAUUGAACGGGACUCACCUGUCCUCCAGCUCAUUCCGAGCCACAAGUUUGUGGAUGACCUACCGACAACCUUGAUAGCGGGCCAUACUCAUUGGCUCAAUCUAUGCACAAGUGAGAUUGAGAUUCGCCCAACAGAAAAUGCAUGGAAGUUUUCGCCUGGAAAUUGGGUCUUGCAAUUUGCUGUUUUAGGCUCUUCGACGGCGCAGAAUGCCAGCGGUGCUACCCUUAUUGACAUACGCAGCCAAACAUGGGACAUGAUCUCGAAGAAGAUGCGUCCUCUGGAGGAUGCACGCCUCAUGAUGGUCACAUGCAACAUAGCAUCCGGUAGUACUCCCUUGUUGAAAGUUGAUUUACCUCGAUAUGGCCUCGAAUUCUUCAUCGACGAGGAUAGAGAACUGCAGUCCCGUAACAUGCGCAACAUGGUCGUCGACGCCAUUCAGUCUACUGGCACGAUGUUGGGACUACAAAACCAGCUCGUCUUGCGUCCGAAGUCAAAAAUUGCAGAUGAGCAUCCGCGCACCGUUAUCAUCCCAGAUGGUCGUAUCUCAUACUCCGCUAAUGGUCAUCACGUCGAGGUUACCAUCGCUCCUGAAGGCUCCCGAGUGAUGUUCCACGUGUACAGGGUUGAUACAGAUCUACGCUGUCUCACUGGGAACGUGGGUCUGACAAGUAAACUUUAUCAGGCACUCCUCCAUGCUGUGACCAGCGGGUGUCUCCCUGAUCCGUUAACGCGUCGAACAGGGACAGAGGAGGCGUUGCAUCUCUUGCACUCUGCAGCUUGCCGGUCUUUCAUGAAGCUCCGCCCUCGCGACACAGAUCUUUUGCGCGAGAUCAGUUCGUUGUCAACUAGGCGUGUCUGGUAUCCCACUCAUCUUCAGAAGAUGCAGACAGUUUCGUGGUCGUGCCUUUCUCCCCUCGCGCAGCACCAUGGUUUUCAUCCAGCUGCGAAAUCUAUCAUGGACUACGGCAUGCAGCUUUCGACUUUCUCAGAAGGGUCUUCCAACCUUCGUUCCACCUGCGAGCUUCCGCCAUUCACCUACCACCUUCUCGAACGUGCGUCCGUUCGUGCCUCGGCGGUCUAUCCCGACCAAUUCUCUCUUCCACUUUCGCUCGGUGACAUUGAUGUCAUCUAUGCUUCACGUGAUGUUCCGGACAAAUUUGCGGAGGAGAGGGCAUUCAAAACCGCCUUCAUGGUGCUUCAGUGGCCAAGCAGACUUCCAGUGCAGCGGAAUCUUCUUAGUUUAUUGACUCAGUGGGGAGAUGUCCAGGGCAUAAGCGAGUCACUUAGCUUGCGAUACUCCAAAGACUGGCUUCAGCCUACGUUUCCCAGCAUCUUACUUUCUGCGUACGACCGCUGUCGGAGGGCCUCAAAGAAAGACACAUUUCAGCUUGUGUUCACCCUGGCUUCGGUGUCAUACAGCUUGUUGGAGGACCAUUCACUCGUCGCAACACUCCUAGCCUUCGUCACAAUUCCCGAAAUUCGCAGCCUGGCAGGCCCACCAAAGUUCGCCGAGUCUUAUGAUCUCUCGGAUGGUUUCAUGCUGUCCGAUAAGAUAUUGAACAAUAUCAUCAGUUCGUGCUCCAUAGAUUACGAAGCCAGCCAGGAGAGAUACCUAGCUGCAAUGCUUGGGGAAGAUGAAAAAGCUCUUGGGCAGCGUCGUUUUUCAGCUUUCGAAGAGGAGUGCGAUUCUCAAAAACAAGUCAUUCUCAGCAAAGUUCGGGAUGCUUGGCCGUGCGAAGAUCCUCCGGCACUAAAGAAGCGGCAAGCGAAGUGUUACAAUCUCAAUGAACUGUCGGCGAAACUUUCCCCUGUAUUUCGCAGCUGUUGGCGAAACCGUUGUCUCAAGCUCCAUCUGGAUGUCCUGCAGGGGACCCUCAACCGGUUUUACACUCCCAAUCCUCCUUCGAAAUUACCCUCUCGAUACAAUCUUGAUUCCCACCCCGAAGACUUGUCCGUUGCAUCUCCGGCCUCGUCCGUUGAUGCCCAGUACCUGUUCGAUAGUAGAGAUCCGCCUGUGAUAAACAUGUCCGGGUCUUCCCAGGUUCUGCCCGAUUCCAAUCGGAGAGAGCUACCUCCAGACUACCGAGUCACAGCGAGGUUGCAACAGCUGAUCAACGACUUUCGCGCCCGAGGAAAUGACAAGUUUCGCUGCAAAUACGCCGAUGAUCUGGGGAAGAGCAGGAAAAUCUACUGCGAAGAAAAUAUUGUCGCCCAACCAGAUUCUGCGCCGUACACGAUGGAAGUACUACUUGAGUACCAUUAUCUUCAUAUCUCGAAAUUUCAAGAUUCACUUGCGACUAUCAUGCACGCCCUCUCCCCUGCUUCUGCUGCCGAGCACACGUUAUACAACGCUGGAUUAUGGCCCCGAGUUUCACCGAACUUCCUCUUCACUCGCAUGGGGUCUGCAGCAGGAUAUUCUUUGAGGAAGGCUUGGCGUACGACUCUUGUCCACCUGUCGCAGAUUCUUUUGCAAUUGCAACACUCGCGAAGACUGUUGGUCUUUGCCGCAAACAAAAACUGGGUCGAGUUUUUCAAGGAAUUGGAGAGCGAAGAAUGUGAGGGGUUCGAUCCAGAGCUGUACCCUGACUGGCUUCUAAUACAGAUUGAAAGUCAGUUCUUGGCACGGCCUGUCCAGGUCAAGGUUGCGCGGGAGAUGAUGUCGCCAUCCACAGGACGAAAUACUUCUCUCCAGCUGAACAUGGGCGAAGGCAAAUCCUACGUGAUUGUUCCCCUCGCAGCAGCCGCACUUUCUGAUGGCCACAAACUGGUUCGAGUCAUUGUGCUGAAGUCAUUGUCUGCGCAAAUGUUCCAGCUUCUGGUUGAACGUCUAAGCGGCCUUGCGCAGAGGCGCAUUUUCUACAUUCCAUUCUCACGCGCACUCUCCAUCAACUCAUCGAAGGUGAAAAUAUAUCGUGACCUGAUGCAAGAAUGCAUGGACACCAAGGGCAUUUUGGUCGUGCAACCGGACCAUAUUCUAUCAUUUCAAUUGAUGGUUAUUGACCGUCAGCUGUCCCUUGAGACUGAAGCUGCUGAAGAUAUGUUGAGGACUCAGCUGUGGCUCGACAGUCACACACGCGACAUCCUGGAUGAAAGCGAUGAAAUUCUGCACGUCCGCUAUCAGCUGGUGUACACUGUCGGUCUCCAAAGGUCGCUUCAAGGACAUCCCGAAAGGUGGACAACGACGCAACAAGUGUUGGGUCUUGUCGCAAAGCAUACCACCAGGUUCAUGAACGAAUUUCCCUCUUACUACUCAGAAGUAUCUACUCGUGAACAUGGAAUGUUCCCCUUCGUUCGAGUUCUCCACCCGACAGCAGGCGAAGCAUUGGUUCAAUGGAUCGCGGAGGAUGUCAUCAGCGGGGCGCUUGAAAACAUCAGCUUCGACCAAGCAUCUUUCCGCGUGAAGCAGGCCGUCCUCAAGUUCAUCGCGAUUGAGAAGAUAUCCAACACUUGCAUCAGCUUAGUGGAGAAGCGCUAUAGACACACCACCGUCUGGCCCGGCCUCUUGGUUCUGCGUGGAUUGCUGGCAUGUGGUAUAUUGGUGUACGCCCUCAAAGAACGUCGCUGGCGCGUGGACUAUGGCCUCGCUCCAAAGCGAACUAUGUUAGCCGUUCCCUUCCGUGCCAAAGAUAUGCCCUCGCUGCGGGCAGAGUUUGGCCAUCCAGACGUUGCUGUCACUCUUACGUGCCUGUCAUACUAUUAUGGCGGUCUCACGCUCCAGCAGCUGAUGUUGUGCUUUGAGCUCCUGUUGAAGCAGGAUAAUCCCGCCCUCGAAUAUGAAUCAUGGGUGCUUGGACUUCAGUCCGUCCCAAAAAGUCUGCGUCACCUUAGCGGAAUUAAUACGGAAUCCGCAGAGGAGCUCCGUGACCUUCAGCAACUGUUCGAAUUCAACAAGAAAGUCAUAGAUUUCUAUUUGUCUCGAGUGGUUUUUCCCAAGGAAGCCAAGGGAUUCCCCAAUAAACUCACCUGCUCCGGGUGGGAUCUCGCCCAAGAGAAGGGACAUGUUACAACCGGCUUUUCUGGAACAAACGACAAUCGCUAUUUGCUACCAAGUUCGAUUGUGCAGCACGACCUCGACUACCAACGCAGCACGAAUGCCCGAGUCCUGACAUUCCUUCUGCGCCCGGAGAAUAAUUGCUACACAUGCAUACCACCCGGCCAAAAUGCGAAACAAUUCAUCAAUACCUUGAUCGCACAGACCCCCGAGGUUCGCGUGCUCCUCGACGUGGGAGCGCAGAUGCUGGAAUUGAGGAACCAAGAAUUGGCUGAAGCAUGGCUUCGAGUCAAGGACGACGCCCAAGCUGCAGUCUUUGUGAAUGACGAUGAUGAACUUGUGGUUGUCGGUAGGGAUGGGACAGUAGAGCCUCUUGUGUCAUCCCCCUUUGCCCAGCAGCUUGACCAGUGCUUGAUAUAUCUGGAUGACGCGCACACUAGGGGAACGGAUGUCAAACUGCCUUCCAAUUUCCGAGCUGCUGUCACGCUUGGUCCCAAAGUCACAAAAGACCGCCUGGCGCAAGGAUGCAUGCGAAUGCGAAAGCUGGGCAAUGGGCAAUCAGUAAUGUUCUUCGCUCCGACGGAGGUGGACCGGAGCAUUCGUUCGGCGACCCAGAAAGUUGAUACUGAUGGUGUCGAUGUGGCAGACAUCCUUCACUGGACGAUGCUCGAAACCUGUAUUGAUAUCCAGAUGCGUGCAUUUCCCUGGGCCCAACAAGGAUCGGAUUUUAAGACACGACAUUCCGCAUGGACUCAAUUUUCGCGCGCCCCCACUACUUCGGUUCCCGCCCUGAAGACAGCCUGGUUACAGCCGGAGGAGCGUCCAUUAGAGGAUAUGUACGCACCAUGCAGUUCCUCACCGGUAUCCCAGGUUUGCGAUCCAUACAUUCAAAGGAAGUACAAGGAGCUCGGAGUUGAAGCGGGACACACAAGGGGCAUGGAUGAGGAACAAGAAAGGGAGGUAGUCCACGAGGUAGAGAGAGAACGUCAAAUUCAAAGACCGCCCAAAGUAAAACCUGCAGCUCAAGACUUGCAUAUGGACGUUCGCCGAUUCGUCCAGACCGGUCGAAUUCCUCCAGGGUCCCCCGCAUUUAUUCCAAUGAUAUCCAGCCUUGUCAACACUACUGCUGAAUUUCAUGAAGGCGAUCAAUGGGGGCACGAUGUUAAAGUCACUCGUGACUUCGCUCGUACUGUGGGGACUCUCUUUUCCAUCGAGAAAGCGGAUGAUUACCUGCGGCCUGUCAAUUGGAUCGUAUCCAGUAACUCUGGAGUGCUGGUAGUCAUGAGCCCGAACGAAGUGGACACACUGCUGCCUCAUAUCCGCACCAGCAAUGUAGUUCACUUGUGCGUCUAUACUCCUCGCACCACAAAGACGAUGCAGGCGUGUGAUGACCUUCGCCUCUACUGUGUUCCUUCGACGCCACAGCGGACAUCAUCGGAAUCGCUGAUUGGCCAGCUCAACCUUUUUUCUGGCCAGCUCUAUUUCUCCAGUUACAAGAUGUAUCUCCGCACUUGCAGUUUCUUAGGGCUCAACGCACCGGAUCUAGGGGACGAACACUUGAUAGCCGACAGCGACGGGUUCAUCAGCGAGGAGAAUCGCCCUUCUGCGAGAGCAUCGUGCUCGUUCAAGCAAUCCCAGCUUCCUCCACUGAAGGAGUUGUUUGGAAUGAGGAGGAAAGGCAUGGGGUAUCUGCCGACUCACCUCGGAAAGAUGCUGAAUGGCCGGAUUCUGACUGAAGAGGAUUUUAUCGACUGAGCGCCGG
Molecule: messenger RNA, 9421 nt
Organism: Suillus clintonianus
Lineage: Eukaryota; Fungi; Basidiomycota; Agaricomycetes; Boletales; Suillaceae
Exons: 6
Coding region: 181-9414 (3077 amino acids)
Source: RefSeq, a predicted model, not a curated record